Messenger RNA from Neoarius graeffei (lesser salmon catfish), 1340 nucleotides. RefSeq names its product coiled-coil domain-containing protein 136-like. Gene Ontology annotation, cellular component: acrosomal membrane. Gene Ontology annotation, biological process: single fertilization; acrosome assembly. The coding region runs from base 39 to 1139 and encodes 366 amino acids. The transcript is spliced from 9 exons. Lineage: Eukaryota; Metazoa; Chordata; Actinopteri; Siluriformes; Ariidae. The record is from RefSeq and is a predicted model, not a curated record.
GUAGGCGGGUGUGUGUGAGGACUGUGUCUCUCUCCUCCAUGAAAACCAUGGAUGGAUUGCGGCUGCCACCACUUAUAGAGGAAGUGCUGGACUCCACAGAGGAGAGCGGUGAUCUGAAAGCAGGUGAGGACACGAUGGACGGCCAGACAACAGAAAAGGAGCAGGAAAAAACAGAGAUAGAGGGAGGAGAGAAGGAGGAGAAGAGUCAGGAGGAGGAGCUGGAGUCGCUGAGAGCUCAGAUACUGCACCUCCUGCUAGAGCUUGAGGAGGUGCGAGAGGCGUCACAGAAACACGAGGAGAACAGUGCAGAGCUGCAAGGGCUUCUGGAGGAGGAACGCUUAGCGAGCGCACACCAGGCCGAGGCCUUCACCCGACAGCUCCAGUGUCUACAGGCCCAGCUGUGUUCAGUCCAGCAGGAGAUUGAGGGAGUGGAGCAGCAGAAGGUGGAGCUGCAGGAGGAGGUGCUGACGCUCCAGCAGACAGUGGAGGAGUACGAGCUGGAGACCGUGACACUGAGAGCCGAGAUCUCAAUGAAGAGUCAGAGGAGGGAUGAAGAGAGAAGGAGAGAGGGUGAUGUGGAACAGUUGAAGGAAGAGUUUGCCAGGCUGAAGUCAGAGUGUAAGACCCUGAAGGAAGCCAACAGCAAACUGACAGAAAGACUACAUGUGCUGCAGAGGAUGAGUUCAAGUGGUGCAAAAGAUGAAGAGAAGGAGGAUGGAGGGAUUCAAACAAAUAUAAUUGGGGGAUCAGGUUCCACCUGCAGAUUGGUUGAUGUUUGUAUUCAGAAGAAUAUUUCCUUUGAUGGAAAGCCACUCACACCCACCAAUUUGAGCUCAGGGUUCUCAGAGACUCUGUCCCUGAGAGAGCAGCUCAAACAAGCUCAGGAGAGAGCAGAACAACUGCAGAGGCAGUGUGAUGGUGUGCGGACUGAGCUGAGAGAGCUACAGAACCUGUUUGAGACCAGUCAGAAGGAGCGGGCUGAGCUGGAACUGGAGCUUCUGCACUGUAGGGAGGAGCUAGAGAAACUCACAGAGGACAGACAGUUCUGCACUGAGCCUGCUGUUCUUUCACUGCCUUUCUUAGGAAUGAUUGUCAUCAUGGCAGUUCUGUGGUGCUGGUGGUCUGAGCUCGCAUCCUAAACAGCAGCAGGGAGUUAAAACGGACUCUGUGGAUGUGAGAGAGUUAUCAGUCGAAGUGUCGAUCUCUUUGUUUAAUUUUGGACCUUUUGACCCACAGACAGCUGAUAAUUUGACCUUUUGACCUUCACCAUGAUAACAGCACUCUUUGGGCUUUGGGUUCUUUGACUUUUUAUUGAACAAAAGAACAGAAAUGUGACUUUA